Messenger RNA from Struthio camelus australis, 6357 nucleotides. NCBI's taxonomy places the organism in Eukaryota, Metazoa, Chordata, Aves, Struthioniformes, Struthionidae. The record is from RefSeq and is a predicted model, not a curated record.
AAUCUGCACUGGUCAAUGUUUUUUCAAAAGUGCCUUUGUUUAUUUUUACACAGCAAGACAGUCUGUCAGGUGAUGAAUUUAAAAGAGCUGGAACAAAACAUGGUAAGAUGAAUUUCGGUAUCUCUUUGAAGAUUGGAAACCCUGUAUAAGAGAUGUUAAGUUUUAACUGAGGUAAUGAACUGGAGCUUGCCACCUGAAGUAACUGUUGUAGACUGUCUUUUCAGAUGUAGUAAAUUCCUACAGCUUAUUUGAAGAGACUAGAGUUUUGUGGUUUUACAGCAGAUGAAAGGCUUUCAGAAUAAACUGCAUGAUAAACAUCACUACCAAAGCUCUUAAAUCCAUCAAUAUAAGUAGUUAUUAAAAUUAUUAUUACAAAUAAAUUAUCAAACAAAUUUAGCCCCUUUCAUGUUUGCCAGUCAUGUACAAACUGAUGCAACGACCUGGAAAUAUACUUGUGAUUCAUAAACUUCAUUUAGAACCUGGAUUAACAAUUUUCAGUUUGUGUGUAUCAGUUCUAUGCAUUUUGAAUAAUUUUCAUGGAUAAGUGCAGGAAUCAAACCAUUCCUGUUUAUAUGAGACGAUAAAAUGAGAGGGAGAUAAGUAACAGGUAUUCUGGUUCAUAUAUUACACACUUCACAUGCAAAACCAGAUGUUUGUAGCAACUAAACUAAAAAGCAAUUUUCAAAUUGUUACUCAGAUCAGUAAUUACUCCUACAACUGUUUUUAAUAAAAUGUAACAAGAGGCAGAAAGCUAAAUGGAACAACUGCUGAAAGCUAGCUUUGCCUCACUGAAGUUUAUGACAAAUUGCUACCGGUGCAAGAAGCCCCACGGUCACUGCAAUAUUCAACUAGCUCUAAAUAUAUGAAGCAACGUUUGUGUACCUAAUAAUCACUAAUAAUCACUUUGAUCACUAAUAUCAAAUCUGCUUCUGUUUCCAAAAUCUCUGCUCUGAGGCUUUCUAGCUUAACUGAAAAACUGGUUCAAACCAGUUAAAUGGGUUUAACGCUCCAUAGUCACAGAUACUGAUACCGUCUACACUGAUAGCUGUAGUUUUAACCCUCUGUUUUAUCGGCUGAGUAUUCUUAUCUUGAAACAGAAAGUUUCAGGUGUGCAGUGCAAAUUAUGUGUUUAUAUUUUUUGUAUUAGUAAGAAUAUUUAAAUAUUAUCGAGAACAAUAAUAAAAUUUUCAAGCUAUAAGUACUGACUCUGCUGGGUAAACAGGAAAACAGUUUUUUGACAGCUUCCUAUCUGAAUACCAUUUUCUUUUUUGCAUGUGCAUAUGAGUAAAUUGUCAGGAAAUGUUAAGAUUCUGCAUGUGUUUGUUAAAAUACCACUCUGUGACAGUGUAAACCACUGUUAGAUAGCAAACAUGCUUGGGAUAGAGUCAACAUACCUAUACAGGACCAAAGUUACAUAUUUGUGGCAAAAGCAGAAAUGUGCACAUCUUGUUGAGAUGCACAGUAAGUUUCCUGCAGUACAUGCCUUGCUGCUGUGUACAGCUACGUAAUUAAAAUACAGAUUCCACAUCAUCAUUUGACAAGAGUGAAGAAUUUUAGAGAAAGCAAAGGGGAGCUGAAAUAAGAAUGCAAAUUAGAUUUUCUUGAGAUUAAGAAGAAAUCAUAUUUUUGGUACAGGCUUUCUGUGAUUUCAACAAGGAACUGAAGUGAAAGGUUUUUUUGUUAUUACUAGGUAAAAAAUCAUGCUUCAUGAUGUACUAAUUGUGGAAGAAUAGAUAGGCUCUCUCAAACUCAGUUUUACAACUCCCAUUUCUUCACUAAAAGUGGGUGUUCAUUCAUCUAGUGCCUUCAGCUACUAGUUACUGCUAAUGAGGUUGCUUUCACUACAUCUCCAAUGUAGUCUUCCAGAAGUACAAAUACUCCAAAACAUGCAGUCCUGGUAAAUAGUUGGUACUCUUCCCAUUCUGUUUUGCUAACCAAUGAUGUUCAGUGUCAAUCAAAUCCUCUUGCAAAAUUCUGACCCUUUUCAGAUUUUCCUAAAUUUGAUGAUUUACUACUACAGUGUAGUGAUUUUGUCCACUACAAGGAAGUGGACAAAACAGGAAGCCAAGGGUCAGGAUGGUGAGUUCCUGACAGGAUUCAUAGUUCACACCUCUGAGUGAGUUUCCUCUCUGGGAAAUGAAGCUAGUAUUUACUUAUCCUUAAAAUUAAGUUUUGUGGGUUGUAUGAUCAGUUGCCCAAACUGAGUGUGGUGUAAAUGGAGCAACUCCAUUUACUUUGCUUAUACAAGGUGUGUUUGUGAUGGUGUCUACAUCUUCUUUGCUAUGGGGUUGAAGGUAACUGCAAUAUGAAUAGGGAACCUGUGCAGCCAAACUACACAGGAAAGAGGGAUGCUAAGGUGGGACGACCGCAACUUCUUUUCUACCCUACAUGCUCCUAAACCCAGAUUUAGCUGUGUUAACACUUAAAAUGAAUGUCCAUUUCUAUUGCCUAUCCCUUCUGACUUCUUUGUAGAACGAAAUCAGUACCCCUAAGUCCUGAAUGAGGCAGCAUAAAAACCACUCCCAAUUCUGGGCAUUUCUCCAGAAUGUUAUACGUAUACGUACAGUUUCCUGUAACUGCUAAACGACAAUCCACAUUAAUCAAUACAACUGCCACAUGCAACCCAUUAGUUAGGCAAAGGGGCUGUAAAAUAGGAGGAACUUCAUCCAGAGCAACAGCCUUGUAAAUACUAUUUUGUGCACGAAACUACGGACAGUCUUUUCCAAAAUAGGUCCUCAUAGUCAGGGGUAGAAAUAUAUUUUUAGGUACCCAAAUAUAUAGCUAAACAUUUAGAAGUGAUGACCAGGUGGUCAUCUAACAAAUCAAGACAGGCUGUUGAACAGCUAUGAAAAUCAAGCCAAUUAUUAGGUAACAAAAGGGUUAUGAUGGAAUUUUCAGAAGCUUUCCAGUGACUGAGAAGCACAUUGAAAUGAGAUUUUUCUUCCUCAUUUGCUUCAGGAUUUUUCAAGAUCUUUUCCUAGAGUGGAAGCUAAACUGGAUGAUUCCAUUUUGAAAAAUUCUGGUCUACAACAAUCUGAAAGCUGAGAAAUUUAAACCUUGUAGCUAAGGAAGUGCAAAGGUAUGAUUCCAGUAGUAUUUGUAAUACAACUCUCUUGUCCAUGAAAGGCUCUCUUCAUACCUACGUACAAAAAUGCUGAAUGGUUUAGCAUGUAAGAGAAGAUGUUAGUGGGAGAAGCAAAUAAGCGAAGCAUGGGCAAACGCACACACACAAAGGUAUUAUAAAUGUGAUUAAGUUUGCACACAGAAUUAUAAUGCUACACCGUACACAUUAACAUAAUCAUCCUAAUCCACUAAGCAGUGUAUCUGUGAUUAUGGAGGAUCUCGCUGUACGCUCUUGUUUUUCAGUGUUUAUAACAUGCAGCAGUUAAUGUUAGCUGGGUGGAACGGCCUGUUGUCUCUAUAUCACUGUAUCUCACUUCAGUCCCUGACUCUUCCUGUUCUUCAAAAGAGUAGGACCUUGCUAUCCUUCAAGUCCUGCAAGAUGCAGACUAUUUCUCUUGCUGCGCUGGCUCAGCUCAUCUUGCUAGUGGUAUUGUAGCAAGAGGAGAGUGAGGGUCCCAGACCUUCAAGUCUGCCCAGUUAAUCAUUGCUGUCUCCUUGAGAAAAGAAGUAGGAGCUUCGUGGAUUCUCCUUUCUACCUGGUAAUUUCCUGGGGGCAAAUCCUUGGACACUACCUAACAGUACCAUCACUCCAUCCAGAUGUACCUGCUGAGGUGAUUCAGUGCAAGUUUACAGAAUACUCUGGUUGUGAACGUGAACACUUUGAAGCGAAUAGCUCCUGUGGCAGCUGUAUCUCAGCCGCACUGAAACCAGGGACCUUUGGAGACGAUGAACCAGACAAUUUGGACAUUAACUGUUUCAGUCAGCUGGAAUUUAAGGAUUCCUAUAGCAGCUUGACUUGCAAUCUUACAGAGCUGCCUCCUCACAACACUAACUAUAUCCUGGCUGUGUGUACCAAGGAAGACAGAAAUUAUGUAUGUUCCAAUAUGGAGAAACAGGAAGAUGCGUAUUUCUUGCAAUUCACUGAUAUACUCUCAAACAGAGACGUUUGCAUGGACUCUGGGAUAAAAAGAAAAAUCUGCAGGAGUCUGAUUGUAACUGACAUUGUUAAGCCAGAAAUACCAUUUGAUAUAAACAUCACAUAUCAAAAGGAGGCAAAUGAAUAUCUUAUUCAUUAUAGUACCCCACACUCAUGGAAGAAAUACUUAAAGAACAAAUUAAUACACCAAAUAGCCUAUCACCAGGAAGAAGGAAUUUGGAAGACAAUAGAGUCUCCAUAUCUGCAGGUAAAAUUACUGGGGAAAAAUCUUGAAAAAGAUGCAUCAUAUGAGGUAAAAGUCCGUUCAAAGCCCAAUGGAGAUUAUUUUAAGGGCACAUGGAGUGACUGGAGCACUUCCAAGAGCUUCAGAACAGCAGGGGAACACUCCACAGAGAAAGACACUGACUUGGUCAUGAUUAUACUUUCCAUCCUGGGAUUCAUUUUGUCAGUUGUCAUGAUUGUCCUGAUCCUAACUUUUUGGGAAAACAGAAUCAAGCCCGCUGUGUGGCCAAACCGUUCUGAUCAUAAAAAAACUCUGGAGCAACUGUGCAAGAAGCCAAAAAACAAUUUUGAUAUAAGCUUUAACCCAGAGAGUUUCGGUUAUGUUCAUAUCCAUAAAGUGGACGGCAUUCAAGCAAAAGCUGAAAUGGAAAGUUUUCUACAGCCGCCAGCUGCUCCGCAGGCAAAUAUUUCAGAAAAAUUUUGGAGUGGAUCAAACCUGAAGAUGAGCUCUGCUGGGAUAGACAAAAGCAAACUAAACCUGCCUGUGACUUACGGAGGAAUCUGGCCAACUGAAGCUUUGAAUGGACUCUUGGGUAAAAGCCAAUUUCCGGUCAUUGAAGAAUUUAGCAGCUCCAGCAUGUACGAAGUCUGCCGUAGCAAUGAGACGCCCCUGUGUAGUGAUGGACCUGGCCUCCAUUGCACUCCUCCCUUGGGCCCCCCAGGCCAACCCAGACCAGAGCCCAUAAAUGCUGACACGGUAUCCCAUAUGCAGCCUAACAGUGAAAUUAGGUCAGCAAAUAAUGAAGACGCAUAUGUCACAAUGUCCAGCUUUUACAAUAAUCAGUAAACCAUAACAAAAACAAUGGAAUACUGUUUUUCUGUAACAGAAGCAGGAUACUUUUCUCUUUUACUCUCCUGCCUCCUGCAUCAGAGUAGCAUAUCUCUGUAAUGCACCUUUCUCAUUGUGCAAUGCUAUACUUACAAGGAGGAGGAUUUGUCUGCAUUUCAGCAAUCUAUGGCCUAACCUCCAUUCUCAGCGUGCCAGUAACAACCUUCACUGCAACAGAAAUGAAACGUAAUCCACUCUGACUUUAAUUUUCAGAUUUAAUUAAUCCACGACAAUGAUACUGCACUUCUAGCUGAGAUUCAUACUGUGUCUCAUAAAUGUUGGUGAACUCUUCUGUUGACCUGUUGGUUGAAGAGUUAAGCUCUUAUUAACAUCUACACAAGAAAUACGGCAACAAAUGCAAAUUAAAUAAAAUCUGAUCUCUUUUAAGCUGAGGUAGGUCAAGAGUAAGUCACCUUCAGUUGGAGGAACUCUGGGAGUUUGUGAAACCCCAGUAAAUGAGAACUACUAUCAAGCAUUAGUUGUCCAGGGAUUCAGGAGCUUAAUCACUGUGAAGGGAGCUUGCUGAGUCCCCAGGGAAAAUGGCACAUGGAAUCACUUUACGAAGACAUUUUCUCAGAGUUAUUUUUUUUGGAGAGAUCAUGGCAAAGUAAAACCUCACAUAUAGCCACUUUUUGCUUUUGGUGAAGAUCUGCACUGGAGGCGAUUUUAGGCUCUUUAGGUACUUGUGCUAUAUAUUAAAGAUAUUCAGUAGUUCAUUACUACCCUUUUUUAGUUAAGAAAAUGGAACAAAAUCAAUGAAAAGUGAAAUCCCAGCCCUUCCUGUAAACCGGAUUGGACCUGCAAAAAGCAUGACAUUGUCUUUCUCUGCAUCCCUUGUGCAAGCAUUAGUGCAGCAUGCGAGUAGUUUCCAUGACAGAAAGACUGAGCUAGCAUGUUUGUUCACUAGCAUUAUUCCCAGUGCCUGUGGCUGCAUGAGAAUACGUUGAACUUGCCGAUGUAACAUCUGACCUAGGAAGGGCAAUGGAGCUUCAUGGAUCCUGCCAGUGACUAGAAGAGCUAUAUUCAAAAGAAAAGAAGAAAAGAAAAACGCCAUUGUACCUUGUAAAGAUGAUGCAAAAAAAAAAAAAUCUCCUUGAGGUUCUUACUGAGGAAGGCACCUGUCCCUGAAUCACAGAAUCUCAGAAUGGUUGAGGUUGGAAGGGACCUCUGGAGAUCAUCUAGUCCA